GUGUGUGUGUCACAGCAUGUCUACUGUUUAAGAGGGCCGUCUUUCUGCUCAGUCUGACAGCAGUCUCAGCUGGGACCGGGCUCAGACGUUUUCAUUCUUUGCCUGGUGAGCAGAAACUCAAUCAGCUUUAACCAUGGCCCGUUUGGAUCAGGUCAUCACAAACAUUGUGGACAUCUUCAUGGAGUAUGCCGACACUGAAGGCAAGAAAUGUCAGUUAAACAAGGAGGAGCUCAAGAAUCUGAUUGAAACUGAGAUACAGAGUGCCGAGUUAAAGGACAAGAUCAGUGCGAAUGACAUCGAGGAGAUCAUGGAAAUGCUGGACAAGAACCACGACGGCGAGGUGAACUUCCGCGAGUUUUGUCGAUGUGUGUGCGACCUCGCCAAAUGCUACUACCACAAGAAGACGGGCAGGGGCGGGAAGAAGGGCAAGGGCAGAGGGCAGGAGGGGGAACAGGAUGACUGCAAGAGCUAA
Molecule: messenger RNA, 472 nt
Organism: Nematolebias whitei (Rio pearlfish)
Lineage: Eukaryota; Metazoa; Chordata; Actinopteri; Cyprinodontiformes; Rivulidae
Product: protein S100-G-like
Exons: 3
Coding region: 134-472 (112 amino acids)
Molecular function (GO): transition metal ion binding; calcium ion binding
Source: RefSeq, a predicted model, not a curated record